GCCUAUCCAAAAAAAAGGUUGUUUCAGAAUUGAGAGCACCGGUCGCUGGACGGAAACAAAAUGGAUAUUUGUUUAAUUGACAUGAGAAAGAUGGAAAUUAAUUAGGGAAGAAAUGUCAUACAGAUCAAAGUUAGUGCCCUAUAAAUACUAACCAAAGCAUUGCUCUGCACCACAAGCCAUUGCUAGUUUAGUUCCAUACAUAGCAAGAAAAACACACUCACACACAGUGCUUGUUUAGACUAGUGAUCUUCCAUGGCUGUGAAGGAUAGAAUCCUGGUCUUGGGACCCACAGGAGCCAUUGGAAGGCACAUAGUUUGGGCAAGUUUAAAGGCAGGGAAUCCCACUUUUAUAUUGGUUAGGGACACCCCUGCCUCUGUUAACAAGCCAAGGCUUGUCACUGCUGCUAAUCCUGAAACCAGGGAAGAACUCAUUCAGAGCUUCCAAAAUUCUGGAGUUACUCUAAUCCAGGGAGAUCUGAAUGAUCAUGAAAGUCUGGUUAAAGCAAUCAAGCAAGUUGAUGUAGUAAUCUGCUCAUUUGGUAGACUACUAAUAGAAGAUCAGGUCAAGAUCGUUGCAGCAAUAAAAGAAGCUGGAAACGUUAAGAGAUUUUUUCCAUCUGAAUUUGGGCUGGAUGUGGACCGUCACGAUGCAACUGAGCCAGUCAGAGAAGUUUUCGAGGAAAAAGCGAAAAUCCGAAGAGUAAUUGAAGCUGAAGGAAUUCCAUACACUUACCUAUGUUGCCAUGCCUUUACUGGUUACUUCUUACGUAACCUUGCACAGAUUGACAUCACUGUUCCUCCUAGGGACAAGGUUUUCAUUCAAGGAGAUGGAAAUGUCAAAGGAGCGUAUAUCACUGAGGCCGAUGUGGGAGUUUUUACAAUCCAAGCGGCAAAUGACCCUAAUGCCUUGAACAAAGCUGUGCACAUAAGACUCCCUAACAAUUAUUUGUCCUUAAAUGAUAUCAUCUCUUUGUGGGAGAAAAAAAUAGGGAAGACUCUUGAGAAAAUUUAUGUUCCAGAGGAACAAGUUCUUAAGCAAAUUAAGGAGACUUCUUUCCCAAAUAAUUACCUGCUGGCUUUGUACCACUCACAGCAGAUAAAGGGAGAUGCAGUGUAUGAGAUUGACCCUGCCAAAGACCUUGAGGCUUCUGAGGCUUAUCCUGACGUGAAAUACACCACUGUUUCUGAAUAUUUGGAUCAGUUUGUCUGAUUUCCGAAAUCUUAGGAACCAAAGCACUUUUAUGAUGUUAUCACUCUGCAAAAUGCUUAAUAAAAUUAAUGCAGUUUUUCCUUUUCUUUCAGAAAAGGCCUUUUUGCAACACUACCAUUGUGGCAUUGUUUGUUUCGUGGUGGUUGCUGGUGUUUGUCCUGUUCUGAAGAACCUAUCCCCAUUAAUGUAAUGUUAUACCUGAAAAAUAAUAAUAUAAUCUGUGCUACUGUUUGCACAUCAUCUAGA
Glycine soja is the source of this 1455-nucleotide messenger RNA. Its product is annotated as isoflavone reductase-like. Gene Ontology annotation, molecular function: oxidoreductase activity. Lineage: Eukaryota; Viridiplantae; Streptophyta; Magnoliopsida; Fabales; Fabaceae. The transcript is spliced from 5 exons. Bases 253 to 1209 code for a protein of 318 amino acids. The record is from RefSeq and is a predicted model, not a curated record.